ACAUAUUCAUCCAACAAGCGCAGUGGUUCGUCUUCAAGCCUAAGUUUCUUGUCGCUGCGUGUGUUUACAGCCCAACGGGCACAGGUAUCUUUUGUGACUGAAUUUGCGAAGCCAACUGUCGACUCGAUGUGUGGUAUCAAGUGUAUAAAGACCCUCCUUUUUGCCUUCAAUUUUAUAUUUUGGCUUGCCGGCGCGGCGGUCUUAGGAAUAGGAAUAUGGUACGAGAUUGACCCAGGGCAGUUUAACGCCUUUCUUGGGAAUAGUGGCUACCGGCUUCCCUCCAUAAUCUUAAUGGCGACUGGUGGAUUUGUGAUGUUCGUCGGUUUCCUUGGAUGCUGCGGGGCCAUAAAGGAAAGUCGAUGUCUCCUGGGUUUGUUCUUUGGCUGCUUAUUUUUGAUAUUUGCUGCUGAGGCUGUGGCGGGAAUUCUUGGUUUCCUUUAUCGCGACAGGGUUGAAACUGAGGUGGAAAACAGACUUAAAGAAGAAAUAAAGACAAAUUAUGGGGUGAAAAUCGAUUCAACCACUAAUCAAAACGUGGAUAAUUUACAAAUUCGUCUCGAAUGCUGUGGCGCAAGUAAUUACACGGACUGGGACGAAAGUAAAUGGAAAGAAGUCAAUAAGGACAAUAAAGUACCGCUGAGUUGCUGUAAGAAGGACGAAAACACAAGAACUUGCAACAAGGUUUCGAAUUUUGAUAAAAACAAAAUUCAUACGAAGGGUUGUCUUCAGUCGCUAACAGAUUUUGUCGAUAAACAUCUGUUCGUCCUCGGUAUUGUAGCAGUAUCCAUUGCCGGAAUCCAGUUACUUGGAAUGAUUUUUGCCUGCUGCCUCUUCUGUUCUAUUGAUGUAUGAAGGAAAGAGGACGUAAAUCAAUUGAUAUGGGAAUCAUUUAACUAUACAGCUAGUAGUUUAACUGCCUUUUAUUCAAUCUAAUUCUUUGGAAGAAAAAUAAUUGAAGCCAAAGAUAUUAACUCAGCCCAGACAUCAAUUUUUAUCGAGGAAAACUUGGUUGAAUUGAUUAAGAAUUGUCUUCCUUGAAGUUGCUGUCAGGAAAUUGAAUGCUUUCGAGAGCUCUUAGAGUUCUUGUUUUAGAGCGUAUUUUAAUUAAGUCUCGUAAAACCAGAAAAUAAAAAGAAAUCAACGGGAAAUCAAAACAAUGGAAGACGUUAGAUAAAAUGAAAACAAAUUUGAUAUGAAAAUCGACAAUCUUGAUUGAAGUGUGGAAAAACGCGGCUGAUCAAGUCCCUAUUGUCCGGAUUUUUCCAUCUGAUUGAUUGAGAGAGUGGCAUGAGUUUUGUAGAUUAAACAGAUUAAGUUAAAACCAUUGUAAUCCAUGCCGACUGCUUCAGGCACUGAAGCACUGAGAAGAACCAAGGAGCUUAAUGCCUUAAGUCGUUGCUCUGGUGUUCUAUUUGUUUGUUUGGGGUCCGCCUAGAAUAUGACGACGCUAUAUUGAAUUUCAAAGUGCGAACCAACGGGAAAAGUAGGAUGCGGACGUGGGACGUCAUGGAAGAUUGCUACCUCGUUCCCAGGACUUCUCUUAUUUACCGCACAAAAGAGAUCCUGUAUAGUGUGAGAUCCUUCAUCGAUUGCUUUUAUGCAUGAUGACGUCAUUUACUGAAAUUCACCGCCAAGCCUCGUUAACCGUGAAGUUUUCAUAAAUCUUUGCCACUUUCUUGUUGUUUCCGUAUGGGUGUUCUCGUGAUUUCAGUUUUUGGGUCACUUUCUUGUGAAAAUUCAUCACUUCCUUCCUUGAAAGCGAGGUUUGGGGUGGAAAAAGGUAUUUCAAAGUAAAAAUGUAAAAGUCUUGUCUUGGAUAAGUUAUUAGUGUAUUUGUCUUUAAUGAGGCGCUUUUCGAUUGAGUGUCGUUGAACAAAAACCAAAGUAAUCACGCGGCCAAUGAGAUUUAAUGAAGAUAUUACGUGGGCUCGAUAUCCAUUGUUUUCUCGCGUCCAGUCUUCGGUCCGCCCGAGGAGGAGCGCGGGUUCACUCUCCAAGCAGCGGCUGGUAAUCGCGUUAAAUGUCUCAAGGAGUAAACAAAAACUCAAAGUAAAAUCACUUAGCUGGCCGCAAGCGCUGGAAAACGCAAAUUAUCACGUCUCGAUUGGUUGCAUGUGAUUUGUUAAGUAAACGACGAGGGUUUUUUUUAACCAAUCACAAGGCAUGGUCGAAUAAGCUCAAAGUAAUGAUACUAUCGACACUUGAUCGAGAACCGCUUCAACUUUGGAUAGUUUUAAUAGUUAGAGCAGACAGGAUUGAUAAUAGAUACAAUAUAACUAUCCCUAAAACGCGUAAAGCUGGGUCAAACCAUAAAAAUGUACACAUCAUAUCAAAAUAAGGACAUAUAAUCAGCAAAUAAUGUGAAAAACAAAGGUUCAGUGAAAGGGAUAUAAAGAUAAAGGCAC
Pocillopora verrucosa is the source of this 2405-nucleotide messenger RNA. NCBI's taxonomy places the organism in Eukaryota, Metazoa, Cnidaria, Anthozoa, Scleractinia, Pocilloporidae. The record is from RefSeq and is a predicted model, not a curated record.